This is a messenger RNA of Haliotis rubra (blacklip abalone), 1737 nucleotides long. RefSeq names its product sodium-coupled monocarboxylate transporter 1-like. Lineage: Eukaryota; Metazoa; Mollusca; Gastropoda; Lepetellida; Haliotidae. The transcript is spliced from 12 exons. Gene Ontology annotation, cellular component: membrane. The record is from RefSeq and is a predicted model, not a curated record. Gene Ontology annotation, molecular function: symporter activity. Bases 5 to 1327 code for a protein of 440 amino acids. Gene Ontology annotation, biological process: transmembrane transport; sodium ion transport.
AGGAAUGGAGCUUUGGGUGUCCAUUCUGACUGUAGGCGGUCUGGUGACCCUGUACACGUCCAUGGGCGGAAUGAAGGCUGUUCUAUGGGCAGACAGUUUCCAGGCGCUUCUCAUCCUUGUUGGCCUGUUGUCGGUCUUCAUCCAAGGCACUGUUGUCACUGAUGGCCUUCAUAAUGCCUGGGAGGUAGCUAGUGAGCACAGUCGCGUCUACUUCCACGAUUUCAGCGCGAGCCCUACUACUCGGCAUUCCUUCUGGUCCGUGGCGAUUGGGGGCGGCAUGAUGUGGAUGUCCUACUACGCCGUGAACCAGUGCCAGAUACAGCGACUCCUCGCCUGCCCGACGCUGAAGAGAGCCCAGGUUGCUAUUUGGAUUAACUCGGUUGGGCUAGCUGUCAUUGUCAGUAUCUGCUGCCUCAUCGGGAUUGUGAUGUUUGCCUUCUACAAAGACUGCCAUCCGCUGCACUAUAACCUCAUCAACAGCACGGACGAGUUACUGCCUCUGUUCGUGAUGGACAUCUUGGGACAUCUGCCUGGUCUACCUGGAAUCUUCCUCUCCUGUAUCUUCAGUGGAAGCCUCAGCUCAUUGUCCUCGGGUAUAAAUGCUUUGUCAGCCGUGGUGCUCCAGGACUACGUCAGGCCCUUCAGUUCUCGAUCCCUCAGCAACCUUCAAGCUACAAUCAUCACUAAAUGUACAGCUGCAUCUUUUGGCUUCCUCUGCAUCGGACUAGCAUUUGUUGCGUCCACAUUGGGAAAUGUACUUCAGAUUUCCUAUGCCAUCCUCAGCACUUUGGACGGGCCACUGUUUGGAAUAUUUAUCCUGGGAAUGUUUUUCCCUAGAGCUAAUAAAUGGGGUGCAAUGGCAGGAUACAUGAGCGGACUCUUCUUUCUGUCAUGGGUUGGUUUUGGAGCCUACCUGUAUGACGUAAAAACACCAAUGUCUCACUUUUCUGUACGUGGCUGCAACUGGAACGCCACUAACACCACUACUCCGACAUCAGCUGCCUCAUCUACAAACUUCACAGAAGGAAGAGAAGCAGGUGACUACCUCGGCAUCUACCACCUCUCAUAUCUCAACUACACGGCAACAGGAGCCUUCGUCAACGUAGCUGUUGGGAUCGUCGUCAGUCUGAUAACGGGAUACGGCAAGCCGGUCAAAACGGACCCAAAGCUCAUAUGUCCAGUGGUCAACAUCCUCUUCCCGUGUUUGCCGACAACACUGAAGCAGAAGUUCAGCUACACAGCAGUAGAUAUAGAGCCCCGUGCCGACAUACAAAUUGUGGAGCAAGUGGCAGAGUGUAAGAAACUACCCGCUGAUAGAGUGCUGUGAUUCUCGAUAUUCGAUAAAUCGCCCUUGUACGACAAUCAACUUGACGCGUCUUCAAAUCGUUCUUCAAAAGGCUGUCACACUUCCUGAUUUUAAGAGGCAGCUAAGCUCACAACACGUUGCUUGAUAAUGUAAACACCGUCAUACAGGCAGGCCAGAGCUGGAUAACCGUGAUCUUCACCCAGGAAGGAUGCUGUUCCUUUACUCCAGACUCAAACUUCUUCAGUGUUGUGAACUCCAUGGCGGCAUGACACGAGCGGGAUAACUCUGCCGAUAACCAUCAACUCGGGUUGUUGUACUUCAUUUCCAAAAGGGACGACUAAAUGAUCCUACUUUAUUUGUGCACAUUUGCCAUGUGUGUGAGAAACAAGACAUCUCCAGUGUUGGUGAUAUGCUCAGUGUUGCUACAAUAA